Molecule: messenger RNA, 627 nt
Organism: Merops nubicus (carmine bee-eater)
Lineage: Eukaryota; Metazoa; Chordata; Aves; Coraciiformes; Meropidae
Gene: MGAT3
Product: mannosyl (beta-1,4-)-glycoprotein beta-1,4-N-acetylglucosaminyltransferase
Exons: 1
Biological process (GO): protein N-linked glycosylation; N-acetylglucosamine metabolic process
Cellular component (GO): membrane
Molecular function (GO): beta-1,4-mannosylglycoprotein 4-beta-N-acetylglucosaminyltransferase activity
Source: RefSeq, a predicted model, not a curated record
CUCACGCGGGACGGCGUCGCCCGCCUCCGCAACCUGCGCCCCGACGACGUCUUCAUCAUCGACGACGCCGACGAGAUCCCGGCCCGCGACGGCGUCCUCUUCCUCAAGCUCUACGACGGCUGGACGGAGCCCUUCGCCUUUCACAUGCGCAAGUCGCUCUACGGCUUCUUCUGGAAGCAACCGGGAACCUUGGAGGUGGUGUCCGGCUGCACGGUGGGCAUGGUCCCGGGCGCCUACGCCAAGCGCCGCGAGUACUACACCAUGCCUGGCUUUCGGCAGUACGAGAACAGCACGGGACACAUCCUGGUGCAAUGGUCGCUGGGCAGCCCCCUCCAUUUUGCCGGCUGGCACUGCUCCUGGUGUUUCACCCCCGAGGGGAUCUACUUCAAACUGGUGUCGGCCCAGAACGGGGACUUCCCCCGCUGGGGUGACUACGAGGAUAAACGAGACCUGAAUUAUAUCCGGGAGCUGAUCCGGACGGGGGGCUGGUUUGAUGGUACGACGCAGGAGUAUCCCCCCGCCGACCCCAAGGAGCAGAUGUACGCCCCCAAGUACCUGCUCAAGAACUACCAGAGGUUCCGCUACUUGUUGGAGAACCCCUACCAAAAAGCAGAGGGCACGGGGUGA